AUGCCACCCACUCACAUAUUCGAUUUGCCGCCGGAAAUUAUCGUCAGAAUUCUGAAAGAAUUGGAUGAGCAGUCGGUGGGCCGCUUGAAGGUCGUCUCCCGGUACUUGAACACGAUCAUUCAAAAGCAUGGAAGUGUUCUUGCAAAGCAGGCAGUCUACCUGGCUGUAUUGAGAGAGAAAGAACUCAUCGUUGAACGGUUCUUGAGAAGAAACCGGUGGGAAGACUACAAGUAUGCGGUUUCCGGCUGGCUAACUGACACUUCUGUGUUACGUCAACUAGCGUAUGCCAAAAUAGAUACGUUACGUUUCCAGUUUACUUUACCUGAAGACGUUGUGGUCGAGUUGGCUAAACGUCUUGAUGCUCUGAAGCUGUCGGUGUUCCAAGUGUGUUUUUCUGGCUGCAAGCUAAGCUCAAAGAGCAUCAUCAGCCUGAUCGCAGUGCUACGACCACAACAAAUCUCCAUUGAGUUUGAUCCCUUCUUCGAUGGCGUAACCGUUGAAGCGUUGUGUGAGGUUGACAGUUUUCGAGAGGUCAAUACCUUGAACCUCGUUAAUUCUCAAAUGACUGACAAUAGCCUUGGACUAAUCACAGCCGAGCACCUGAAUGUCUAUGAAACCUCAAAGCUUACCCUCAAAGGUCUUCGUCACAUUCUCCUGGAGUGGUACAGCGGCAAACGAAAUAUUCAAGACUACCUGUUAUCGAUAUCAGAACGCUUCGUACCCGGAAGAGUUUUCCAUGGUCUACCCUCUCGACAACGAUCCGUAAUAGCAUGGGAGCUGAGAAAUACUACUGGUGUCUUACAUGUCACUAUCAUUGGUCCAGAAUUGAGCUUUGUUAAGUUUUUUGGCAUCGCAAAACUCAACUGUCUAACCACGUUUACUCAGAAAAGGUCCUGA
Messenger RNA from Haemonchus placei, 897 nucleotides. The record is from the annotation of a GenBank genome assembly. Lineage: Eukaryota; Metazoa; Nematoda; Chromadorea; Rhabditida; Trichostrongylidae.